AUCAGAACCACAGCCGAAGCAGGCGCACAACGCAGCCGUGCCAACAUUUAAGCCACAGUAACAUCGAGCUCUGCAUGUUUUAAGUAAAGUAAGUUUAGGUAAACACGGUUUAGGCAACGCAAACGAGAAAUACAACUUUAAACGUUAACGUUAAAUACCUUCCGCAAGUUCACGACUGGAGCUGCUACGUCCGUUUGUUUACCGGAUGUCCUCCACAUCAGUAGAUGGCGCUGAGUGGCUGAGUGUCUAUUUUUAAAGAGCGUACUGAAAUCAUACGAGGUGAAGGACCAGCAGUUCGCAGCUGAUAAGCUCCUGUGUGCAGACACAGCUCAAGGCCAAAUGGCCGCCUCAUCUUCAUCCUCCUCAGCAGGAGGCGUGAGCGGCAGCUCUGUUACCGGAUCUGGCUUCAGCGCCUCAGAGCUCAUUCCUCCAAGAAAAGUCCUCUACACGUACCCUAAAGGAGCCGGAGAGAUGAUGGAAGAUGGCUCAGACAGAUUUCUGUGUGAAUCGGUAUUCAGUUACCAAGUGGCAUCAACUUUAAAACAAGUGAAGCAUGAUCAGCAAGUAUCUCGUAUGGAGAAACUGGCCAGCCUGGUGGAGGAGUUGGAAGCCGACGAGUGGAAAUAUAAACCUAUUGAACAGUUACUUGGCUUCACUACUUCAUAACUAAAUGCAUAUCCAAGCUUGUGUGAAUUUGUCUGUUGUAUUUUUAUUUAAUUUUUUUUUUACUUAAGCAAAUUCAGAAAGCUUUUCAUACCUUGUGUUUAUACACAUUUUUCACUUUUCAAUUCAACAUAGUACUGUAGCUAUGCUGUGUAUAACUAUGGUCUUAAAUUACACAGACAAAUUUUUAAUACAGUAAAUGUAAUUAUGGAAAUAAAGUUUUAAUCUAACUUAUAUGAUCAAAA
Messenger RNA from Colossoma macropomum (tambaqui), 908 nucleotides. It is a transcript of the gene anapc16, whose product is annotated as anaphase promoting complex subunit 16. Gene Ontology annotation, biological process: protein ubiquitination. Gene Ontology annotation, cellular component: anaphase-promoting complex; kinetochore; cytosol. The transcript is spliced from 4 exons. The coding region runs from base 340 to 666 and encodes 108 amino acids. The record is from RefSeq and is a predicted model, not a curated record. NCBI's taxonomy places the organism in Eukaryota, Metazoa, Chordata, Actinopteri, Characiformes, Serrasalmidae.